Messenger RNA from Hyaloscypha bicolor E, 732 nucleotides. Its product is annotated as alpha/beta-hydrolase. The transcript has a single exon. NCBI's taxonomy places the organism in Eukaryota, Fungi, Ascomycota, Leotiomycetes, Helotiales, Hyaloscyphaceae. Gene Ontology annotation, biological process: protein depalmitoylation. Gene Ontology annotation, molecular function: palmitoyl-(protein) hydrolase activity; carboxylic ester hydrolase activity. Bases 1 to 732 code for a protein of 243 amino acids. The record is from RefSeq and is a predicted model, not a curated record. Gene Ontology annotation, cellular component: cytoplasm.
AUGACUUCACGUCUGCCCACCAAGGCCGACUUUCCCUCCUCCCUCGUAGUGGACAUCAUCCCACCAUCUUCGGGCCAACCGAUCAACAUCCUGAUCCUGCUUCACGGCCUGGGAGACACAAACAAAUCAUUCUCCCAAUUAGGAAAGAAUCUCAACCUCCCCGAAACAGCAUGCCUAAGUAUCCAAGGGCCCAAUCCAAUCCCACCCAUCUUCACUGGCUCGGACACACCCGCCUUUCACUGGGGAGAUGAUGUCCUGAUUGACGAAGGGAAGGGAGAGAUCGAGCUCGAUGCUGGAUUCGGGAUUAUUGAGCGAGUGUUGGGGGAGGUUGUUAAGGAGGGGUUGAUGCAAAGGUGCAGCUAUCCCGCACGAAAUGUCUUGUUUCUCGGCUUCGGACAGGGUGGGAUGGCCGCGCUGCACCUCGCAGCAAGCUCGGAUGUCGAAUUCGGAGGCGUGAUUAGCAUCGGUGGACGGCUUCCUUCAAUCUCUGGCACUGGAGGAGGGAAGAGCAAAACACCCGUGUUGGUACUGGGCGGCAGCAGAAGUGCCCAGGUCACGAGAAGCGCGGUUGAUGCGUUGAAAGCCGGGUUCACGGAUGUCGAGUACGUUAAGUGGGAGAAGGGAGAGGAUUCUAUGCCCAGGAGUAGGGAGGAGAUGGUACCUAUCAUGAAGUUCUUUGCUAGGAGACUGAGGAGUAGAGCAGGGGUGCCGGAGGGGGCUGUUGAAAUUUAA